Molecule: messenger RNA, 1350 nt
Organism: Beta vulgaris subsp. vulgaris (sugar beet)
Lineage: Eukaryota; Viridiplantae; Streptophyta; Magnoliopsida; Caryophyllales; Amaranthaceae
Exons: 5
Coding region: 430-1098 (222 amino acids)
Biological process (GO): ribulose bisphosphate carboxylase complex assembly
Molecular function (GO): protein folding chaperone
Source: RefSeq, a predicted model, not a curated record
CCCAAAACGUUGGAGCCCUCUUAACCGUCCAGGUGAAGAAAGACAAAUAAUUUGGGAAACUGUUAAACUAAUUUCAACCAUUUUUUCUUCUCUAGGAAAAUUUGGACCUCAUAAUUUUUUCUGGUCAUCACUUUUUAAUUGAAAUUUCACGACAAAAAAUCACACCCUCUCCUGUACAUUCAAUUCUCUACCAAAUCUUCAAUUCCAAAAUUCCAAACCUUUUUCGUCCUAGUACAUAUUUGAUAUUUCUUUCUCUAAAUUUAAUUCUGAAUCUUCAAUCUUCAACUUUUUUGAAACACCCACAACCUGUUUGUUAAAAUUCCCCAGUGAACAUCAUUUACUAAUCUGAUCAUACUUUCAGAUUCUGAACAUCUGGGUGUUUUUCAUUUCCUGUGAAUUUAAUUGGGUUGUAAUUUGUUUGUAACAAAAAUGGUGGGAACUUUCUCUCUCCUGAGUUCCCCUGUCAUAGAUUCUGCACAUACUUGUCCAUGUAUUUGUUUGGAUACUAUGAAUUCAUCUAGUAUGAAUCUCAAAAGCAGUGGAGAUUUUGGAUUAGGCAGAAAAUCAAUGGAUAAAAAGCAAUUAAGGAGCAGGCAGAUUGAAUCACUAGAUUUGAGUAGUUCUUUUGUUGAUCCAGGGAAAGAAUUUUUGGGUAUUGUGAAUAAGAGGAGCUUAAGAAAGCAAACAAAAGUUAGAAGCCCUGUUAUUGUUAAUAACCUUGGAGGGCAGUAUGAGGACAAUUUUGAGGAUGUUAAGACGCAAUUACUCAAUUAUUUUACUUACAAAGCUUCAAGGACUGUUCUAAACCAGCUUUAUGAGAUGAACCCUCCUGAAUAUACAUGGUUCUAUAAUUUCCUUGUUGCUAACAAGCCUGGGGACGGGAAGGUCUUCAUCCGUAAACUUGGAAAGGAAAAACAAGAGCUUGCAGAAAGAAUAAUGGUAACACGCCUUCAUCUCUAUGGAAAAUGGAUUAAGAAAUGUAACCAUGGUGAAAUAUAUCAGAACAUAUCAGAAGAAAACUUGGAGUUGAUGCGAGAAAGGCUACUGCAGACCAUUAUAUGGCCUUCAGAUGACACAAACACAGAAAAGAUCGGAUGAACAUCCGAUAGGCGAUAACAUCUAUUUUUCGCUAUUCUAUCUGGUGUCAUUUUAUCUUCAUUAAAAAGAUGAAGAUGAACAACACAAUGCUGCAUUUUGUAGACGCUGUUGUAUAUAGUAUUGGUUGUUUUAGCCUUUAGGUAUAUUGUAAGAAAUUUUAUUUUCAUGCUCACCUUAUUAGAUUGUAUUAAAUUUUAAACCCAAAUGAUAUUUCUUCAGGUUUUCAUAAAGUCUUGUUUGUUUUGGUUGAAA